AUGUCAUAUUCGCUGUGCUCUUCUGCUGACUAUGAGGAACAGAGAAUUACAGACAUGUUCACACCUACAACUGCUGCUGUACCUGCUGCAACAGCCACUGUCACUACCACCAUUGAUGUUCCCAGCUCUGGUUUUCUUGAACCACCUUCACAAUCUCAAUAUUCAACUUUACCAUUUCAAUUUCAUCAAUUCUUUACUGAUGAUACACCUACUACCCUAGCUAUUCAACUCAAAAACCUUCAUUUGCCUACAUCGGAAGGUCGACUUCAAGUUCACACGUGUAUGAAUAUGAUCAAUUUCUUUGCUGAUAUUAAACAGAGUCUAAUCGAGUGUAUAUUGAUAAUUAAAUCUAUCCUUGAUGGUAAAACUGAGAAUGAAAUGUGGUUAAUAAGACUGCAACUAAAUAAAGCUGUGAUGAAUGGUGAAGUCUUUCAAGAAGUCAUUCAAUUGUUUGAUUAUAUUAUUUGUACAAACUUUGAUGAAGAUGGGAGGUCAAGCUUAUGGGAAAGUAGUGAAGGUGUUGAUCCCGAAGAGAGCGAACUGACUCAAUUGCAGGACAUUGGAAUGUUGGUUUCAAGGGAUUUGGCCACCAUGAAGAAUUUGGUUCGUGAUAUGGCUAUGGUGGCUAAGCAUCCUGUUUCUUGUACGUGUGGUAGAAAAGAAGUUAUUAAUGAGGUUGUUCAUGAAGACCAAGCCAUGGAAGAGGUCGAAGGAAAGGCUACCAUGAAAGUGGAGGACGAAAUUAUUGACGACUUUAUUGAACAGAUUGCUGUUUUAGAAGAGGAUGGAGAAGAUGCAACAGUUAAUGAGAAGGUUCGUGAGGUUGUUUCUGAGCAUGACAAAUUGAUCAGAGAGGAAGUGAAUGAAACUGUUUGCAAAGGGUUCGAAGGAGAUCAACCUGCUAUUGAAGAAGUUCCGGAAAAGAUUGACAAAGGGGAAUCCGAAGAAGUUGGAGAGGCUACCGAAGUUAAUUUUGCUGAUGUUUGUGAAAAAAUCGUUGUUGAAGCAGCUGAAAAUACCGUCGAUGAUGUAGAACAAAUCGAGCAGGUUGUUGAGGUAGUUGCUGAAAGGGUCACUAAUGACGAAUAUCAAGCAUUCAGUGGUCCAACUGAAUAG
Molecule: messenger RNA, 1116 nt
Organism: Lodderomyces margitis
Lineage: Eukaryota; Fungi; Ascomycota; Pichiomycetes; Serinales; Debaryomycetaceae
Exons: 1
Coding region: 1-1116 (371 amino acids)
Source: RefSeq, a predicted model, not a curated record